UCAGUGUCUGAUGAGGAAUUUCCCCCACGAAUCAUUAUCACUCAAUUCUGCAAGUGGUUCUGAUUUACUAUCGCUGUUCUCUAGCCGGUCUAAAACCAUUUUUGACCUAAAGGGACGCUUUUUGGACGCCAUGGACUUUUUUCAGUUUCCAGGCAAAAAGAACAGUCAAAAUGCAGGCAGGGCGCCGGACAAAGCAGUAGGGACAAAAUGUAUGUGAAAUGCAUUGAAACAGCAAUGUUAUGCUAUGUAAAAUUUGUUUGGAAAAAAAUUACAUUUUUUAAAAUUGUAAAAUUUCCCGCCGCCCGCAGGCGCCCGUACGUCCCGACGUCACAGGGACCGGAACACAGAAGCCGGAUGCCGGCAUCGGCCGGAGGAGAUGGCCGGGGACGCUGCAGGGGACGCA
Messenger RNA from Staurois parvus, 403 nucleotides. The record is from the annotation of a GenBank genome assembly. NCBI's taxonomy places the organism in Eukaryota, Metazoa, Chordata, Amphibia, Anura, Ranidae.